Closterium sp. NIES-65 is the source of this 7592-nucleotide messenger RNA. Lineage: Eukaryota; Viridiplantae; Streptophyta; Zygnematophyceae; Desmidiales; Closteriaceae. The record is from the annotation of a GenBank genome assembly.
AUGAUUGGCGCGCAGGAGCAGCGGCGCCUCUCCCUCACAGCCCCCCAGAGCAGCGGCGCCUCCUCCUCACAGCCCCCCAGAGCAUGGGCGCCUCCUCCUCACAGCCCCCCAGAGCAUCGGCGCCUCCUCCUCACAGCCCCCCAGAGCAGCGGCGCCUCCUCCUCACAGCCCCCAGAGCAGCGGCGCCUCCUCCUCACAGCCCCCCAGAGCAGCGGCGCCUCCUUCUCACAGCCCCCCAGAGCAGCGGCGCCUCCUCCUCACAGCCCCCCAGAGCAGCGGCGCCACCUCCUCACAGCCCCCCAUAGCAUGGGCGCCUCCUCCGCACAGCCCCCCAGAGCAGCGGCGCCUCCUCCUCACAGCCCCCCCAGAGCAUGGGCGCCUCCUCCUCACAGCCCCCCAGAGCAGCGGCGCCUCCUCCUCACAGCCCCCCCAGAGCAUGGGCGCCUCCUCCUCACAGCCCCCCAGAGCAUGGGCGCCUCCUCCUCACAGCCCCCAGAGCAGCGGCGCCUCCUCCUCACAGCCCCCCAGAGCAGCUGCGCCUCCUCCUCACAGGCCCCCAGAGCAUGGGCGCCUCCUCCUCACAGCCCCCCAGAGCAUGGGCGCCUCCUCCUCACAGCCCCCCAGAGCAUGGGCGCCUCCUCCUCACAGCCCCCCAGAGCAUGGGCGCCUCCUCCUCACAGCCCCCCAGAGCAGCGGCGCCUCCUCCUCACAGCCCCCCAGAGCAUGGGCGCCUCCUCUUCACAGCCCCCCAGAGCAUGGGCGCCUCCUCCUCACUGCCCCCCAGAGCAUGGGCGCCUCCUCCUCACAGCCCCCCAGAGCAGUGGCGCCUCCUCCUCACAGCCCCCCAGAGCAGCGGCGCCUCCUCCUCACAGCCCCCCAGAGCAUGGGCGCCUCCUCCUCACUGCCCCCAGAGCAGCGGCGCCUCCUCCUCACAGCCCCCCAGAGCAGUGGCACCUCCACCACACAGCCCCUCAGAGCACUGGCGCCUCCUCCUCACAGCCCCCCAGAGCAUGGGCGCCUCCUCCUCACAGCCCCCCAGAGCAGCGGCGCCUCCUCCUCACAGCCCCCAGAGCAGCGGUGCCUCCUCCUCACAGCCCCCCAGAGCAGCGGCGCCUCCUCCUCACAGCCCCCCAGAGCAGCGGCGCCUCCUCCUCACAGCCCCCCAGAGCAGCGGCGCCUCCUCCUCACAGCUCCCCAAAGCAUGGGCGCCUCCUCCUCACAGCCCCCCAGAGCAUGGGCGCCUCCUCCUCACAGCCCCCCAGACCAUGGGCGCCUCCUCCUCACAGCCCCCCAGAGCAGCGGCGCCUCCUCCUCACAGCCCCCAGAGCAUGGGCGCCUCCUCCUCACAGCCCCCCAGAGCAGCGGCGCCUCCUCCUCACAGCCCCCCAGAGCAACGGCGCCUCCUCCUCACAGCCCCCCAGAGCAGCGGCGCCUCCUCCUCACAGCCCCCCAGAGCAGCGGCGCCUCCUCCUCACAGCCCCCCAGAGCAUGGGCGCCUCCUCCUCACAGCCCCCCAGAGCAUGGGCGCCUCCUCCUCACAGCCCCCCAGAGCAGCGGCGCCUCCUCCUCAUAGCCCCCCAGAGCAUGGGCGCCUCCUCCUCACAGCCCCCCAGAGCAUGGGCGCCUCCUCCUCACAGCCCCCCAGAGCAGCGGCGCCUCCUCCUCACAACCCCCCAGAGCAUGGGCGCCUCCUCCUCACAGCCCCCCAGAGCAGCGGCGCCUCCUCCUCACAGCCCCCCAGAGCAACGGCGCCUCCUCCUCACAGCCCCCCAGAGCAGCGGCGCCUCCUCCUCACAGCCCCCCCAGAGCAUGGGCGCCUCCUCCUCACAGCCCCCAAGAGCAGCGGCGCCUCCUCCUCACAGCCCUCCCAGAGCAUGGGCGCCUCCUCCUCACAGCCCCCCAGAGCAUGGGCGCCUCCUCCUCACAGCCCCCCAGAGCAUGGGCGCCUCCUCCUCACAGCCCCCCAGAGCAUGGGCGCCUCCUCCUCACAGCCCCCCAGAGCAGCGGCGCCUCCUCCUCACAGCCCCCCAGAGCAUGGCGCCUCCUCCUCACAGCCCCCCAGAGCAUGGGCGCCUCCUCCUCACAGCCCUCCAGAGCAGCGGCGCCUCCUCCUCACAGCCCCCCAGAGCAGCGGCGCCUCCUCCUCACAGCCCCCCAGAGCAGCGGCGCCUCCUCCUCACAGGCCCCCCAGAGCAGCGGGCGCCUCCUCCCUCACAGGCCCCCCAGAGCAGCGGCGCCUCCUCCUCACAGGCCCCCCAGAGCAGCGGUGCCUCCUCCUCACAGCCCCCCAGAGCAGCGGCGCCUCCUCAUCACAGCCCCCAGAGCAUGGGCGCCUCCUCCUCACAGCCCCCCCAGAGCAGCGGCGCCUCCCCCUCACAGCCCCCCAGAGCAGCGGCGCCUCCUCCUCACAGUCCCCCAGAGCAUGGGCGCCUCCUCCUCACAGCCCCCCCAGAGCAGCGGCGCCUCCUCCUCACAGCCCCCCAGAGCAUGGGCGCCUCCUCCUCACAGCCCCCCCAGCCCCCAGAGCAUGGGCGCCUCUCCUCACAGCCCCCCAGAGCAUGGGCGCCUCCUCCUCACAGCCCCCCAGAGCAGCUGCGCCUCCUCCCUCACAGCCCCCCAGGGCAGCGGCGCCUCCUCCUCACAGCCCCCCCAGAGCAGCGGCGCCUCUCCCUCACAGCUCCCCCAGAGAUGGGCGCCCUCCUCCUCACAGCCCCCCCAGAGCAGCGGGCCUCCUCCUCACAGCCCCCCAGAGCAGCGGCGCCUCCUCCUCACAGCCCCCCCAGAGCAGCGGCGCCUCCUCCUCACAGCCCCGCAGAGCAUGGGCGCCUCCUCCUCACAGCCCCCAGAGCAGCGGUGCCUCCUCCUCACAGCCCCCCAGGGCAGCGGCGCCUCCCUCCUCACAGCCCCCCAGAAGCAGCGGCGCCUCUCCCCUCACAGCCUCCCCAGAGCAUGGGCGCCUCCUCCUCACAGCCCCCCAGAGCAGCGGCGCCUCCUCCUCACAGCCCCCCAGAGCAGCGGCGCCUCCUCCUCACAGCCCCCCAGAGCAGCGGCGCCUCCUCCUCACAGCCCCGCAGAGCAUGGGCGCCUCCUCCUCACAGCCCCCCAGAGCAGCGGUGCCUCCUCCUCACAGCCCCCCAGAGCAUGGGCGCCUCCUCCUCACUGCCCCCAGAGCAGCGGCGCCUCCUCCUCACAGCCCCCCAGAGCAGCGGCGCAUCCUCCUCACAGCACCCCAGAGCAGCGGCGCCUCCUCCUCACAGCCCCCCAGAGCAGCGGCGCCUCCUCCUCACAACCCCCAGAGCAUGGGCGCCUCCUCCUCACAGCCCCCCAGAGCAUAGGCCCCUCCUCCUCACAGCCCCCCAGAGCAUGGGCGCCUCCUCCUCACAGCCCCCCAGAGCAGCGGAGCCUCCUCCUAACAGCCCACCAGAGCAUGGGCGCCUCCUCCUCACAGCCCCCCAGAGCAGCGGCGCCUCCUCCUCACAGGCCCCCAGAGCAGCGGCGCCUCCUCCUCACAGGCCCCCAGAGCAGCGGCGCCUCCUCCUCACAGUCCCCAGAGCAGCGGCGCCUCCUCCUCACAGCCCCCCAGAGCAUGGGCGGCCUCCACCUCACAGCCCCCCAGAGCAUGGGCGCCUCCUCCUCACAGCCCCCCAGAGCAUGGGCGCCCUCCUCCUCACAGCCCCCCAGAGCAGCAGCGCCUCCUCCUCACAGCCCCCGAGGAGCAUGGGCGCCUCCUCCUCAGAGCCCCCCAGAGCAUGGCCAUCUCCUCCUCACAGCCCCCCAGAGCAUGGGCGCCUCCUCCUCACAGCCCCCCAGAGCAACGGCGCCUCCUCCUCACAGCCCCCAGAGCAUGGGCGCCUCCUCCUCACAGCCGCCCAGAGCAUGGGCGUCUCCUCCUCACAGCCCCCCAGAGCAUGGGCGCCUCCUCCUCACAGCCCCCCAGAGCAGCGGCGCCUCCUCCUCACAGCCCCCCAGAGCAUGGGCGCCUCCUCCUCACAGCCCCCCAGUAGCAGCGGCGCCUCCUCCUCACAGGCCCCCAGAGCAGCGGGCCUCCUCCUCACAGCCCCCCAGAGCAGCGGCGCCUCCCCCUCACAGCCCCCCCAGAGCAGCGGCGCCUCCUCCUCACAGUCCCCCAGAGCAUGGGCGCCUCCUCCUCACAGCCCCCCAGAGCAGCGGCGCCUCCUCCUCACAGCCCCCCAGAGCAUGGGCGCCUCCUCCUCACAGCCCCCCAGAGCAUGGGCGCCUCCUCCUCACAGCCCCCCAGAGCAUGGGCGCCUCCUCCUCACAGCCCCCCAGAGCAGCUGCGCCUCCUCCUCACAGCCCCCCAGGCAGCGGCGCCUCCUCCUCACAGCCCCCCCAGAGCAGCGGCGCCUCUCCCUCACAGCUCCCCAGAGCAUGGGCGCCUCCUCCUCACAGCCCCCCAGAGCAGCGGCGCCUCCUCCUCACAGCCCCCCAGAGCAGCGGCGCCUCCUCCUCACAGCCCCCCAGAGCAGCGGCGCCUCCUCCUCACAGCCCCGCAGAGCAUGGGCGCCUCCUCCUCACAGCCCCCCAGAGCAGCGGUGCCUCCUCCUCACAGCCCCCCAGAGCAUGGGCGCCUCCUCCUCACUGCCCCCAGAGCAGCGGCGCCUCCUCCUCACAGCCCCCCAGAGCAGCGGCGCAUCCUCCUCACAGCACCCCAGAGCAGCGGCGCCUCCUCCUCACAGCCCCCAGAGCAGCGGCGCCCCUCCUCACAACCCCCCAGAGCAGGGCGCCUCCUCCUCACAACCCCCCAGAGCAUGGGCGCCUCCUCCUCACAGCCCCCCAGAGCAUAGGCCCCUCCUCCUCACAGCCCCCCAGAGCAUGGGCGCCUCCUCCUCACAGCCCACCAGAGCAGCGGAGCCUCCUCCUACAGCCCACCAGAGCAUGGGCGCCUCCUCCUCACAGCCCCCCAGAGCAGCGGCGCCUCCUCCUCACAGGCCCCCAGAGCAGCGGCGCCUCCUCCUCACAGGCCCCCAGAGCAGCGGCGCCUCCUCCUCACAGUCCCCAGAGCAGCGGCGCCUCCUCCUCACAGCCCCCCAGAGCAUGGGCGCCUCCACCUCACAGCCCCCCAGAGCAUGGGCGCCUCCUCCUCACAGCCCCCCAGAGCAUGGGCGCCUCCUCCUCACAGCCCCCCAGAGCAGCAGCGCCUCCUCCUCACAGCCCCCGAGAGCAUGGGCGCCUCCUCCUCAGAGCCCCCCAGAGCAUGGCCAUCUCCUCCUCACAGCCCCCCAGAGCAUGGGCGCCUCCUCCUCACAGCCCCCAGAGCAACGGCGCCUCCUCCUCACAGCCCCCAGAGCAUGGGCGCCUCCUCCUCACAGCCGCCCAGAGCAUGGGCGUCUCCUCCUCACAGCCCCCCAGAGCAUGGGCGCCUCCUCCUCACAGCCCCCCAGAGCAGCGGCGCCUCCUCCUCACAGCCCCCCAGAGCAUGGGCGCCUCCUCCUCACAGCCCCCCAGAGCAGCGGCGCCUCCUCCUCACAGGCCCCAGAGCAGCGGGCCUCCUCCUCACGGCCCCGAGCAGCGCCCUCCUCCUCACAGGCCCCCAGAGCAGCGGCGCCUCCUCCUCACAGUCCCCAGAGCAGCGGCGCCUCCUCCUCACAGCCCCCCAGAGCAGCGGUGCCUCCUCCUCACAGCCCCCAGAGCAGCGGCGCCUCCUCCUCACAGCACCCCAGAGCAUGGGCGCCUCCUCCUCACAGCCCCCCAGAGCAUGGGCGCCUCCUCCUCACAGCCCCCAGAGCAGCGGCGCCUCCUCCUCACAGCCCCCCAGAGCAGCGGCGCGUCCUCCUCACAGGCCCCCAGAGCAUGGGCGCCUCCUCCUCACAGCCCCCCAGAGCAUGGGCGCCUCCUCCUCACAGCCCCCCAGAGCAGCGGCGCCUCCUCCUCACAGCCCCCCAGAGCAUGGGCGCCUCCUCCUCACAGCCCCCCAUUGCAGCGGCGCCUCCUCCUCACAGGCCCCCAGAGCAGCGGGGCCUCCUCCUCACAGGCCCCCAGAGCAGCGGCGCCUCUCCUCACAGUCCCCAGAUCAGCGGCGCCUCCUCCUCACAGCCCCCCAGAGCAGGCGCCUCCUCCUCACAGUCCCCAGAGCAGCGGGGCCUCCUCCUCACAGCCGCCAGAGCAGCGGCGCCUCCUCCUCACAGCCCCCCAGAGCAUGCGGCGCCUCCUCCUCACCAGCCCCCCAGAGCAUGGGCGCCUCCUCCUCACAGCCCCAAGAGCAGCGGCGCCUCCUCCUCACAGCCCCCAGAGCAUGCGGCGCCUCCUCCUCACAGCCCCCCAGAGCAUGGGCGCCUCCUCCUCACAGCCCCCCAGAGCAUGGGCGCCUCCUCCUCACAGCCCCCCAGAGCAGCGGCGCCUCCUCCUCACAGCCCCCCAGAGCAUGGGCGCCUCCUCCUCACAGCCCCCCAGAGCAUGGGCGCCUCCUCCUCACAGCCCCCCAGAGCAUGGGCGCCUCCUCCUCACAGCCCCCAGAGCAUGGGCGCCUCCUCCUCACAGCCCCCCAGAGCAGCGGCGCCUCCUCCUCACAGCCCCCCAGAGGCAAUGCGGCGCCUCCUCCUCACAUGCCCCCAGAGCAGCGGCGCUCCUCCCUCCUCACAGCCCCCCAGAGCAGUGGCGCCUCCUCCUCACAGCCCCCCAGAGCAGUGGCGCCUCCUCCUCACAGCCCCCCAGAGCAUGGGCGCCUCCUCCUCACAGCCCCCAGAGCAUGGGCGCCUCCACCUCACAGCCCCCCAGAGCAUGGGCGCCUCCUCCUCACAGCCCCCCAGAGCAGCGGCGCCUCCUCCUCACAGCCCCCCAGAGCAUGGGCGCCUCCUCCUCACAGCCCCCCAGAGCAUGGGCGCCUCCUCCUUACAGCCGCCCCAGAGCAUGGGCGCCCUCCUCCUCACAUCCCCCCAGAGCAUGGGCGCCUCCUCCUCACAGCCCCCCAGAGCAUGGGCGCCUCCUCCUCACAGCCCCCCAGAGCAGCGGCGCCUCCUCCUCUUAGUCCCCAGAGCAGCAGCGCCUCCUCCUGACAGCCCCCCAGAGCAGCGGCGCCUCCUCCUUACAAGCCCCCAGAGCAGCGGCGCCUCCUCCUCACAGCCCCCCAGAGCAGCGGCGCCUCCUCCUCACAGCCCCCCAGAGCAUGGGCGCCUCCUCCUCACAGCCCCCAGAGCAGCGGCGCCUCCUCCUCACAGCCCCCCAGAGCAGCGGCGCCUCCUCCUCACAGCCCCCCAGAGCAUGGGCGCCUCCUCCUCACAGCCCCCUAGAGCAGCGGCGCCUCCUCCUCACAGCCCCCCAGAGCAUGGGCGCCUCCACCUCACAGCCCCCCAGAGCAUGGGCGCCUCCUCCUCACAGCCCCCCCAGAGCAUGGGCGCCUCCUCCUCACAGCCCCCCAGAGCAGCGGCGCCUCCUCCUCACAGCCCCCCAGAGCAUGGGCGCCUCCUACUCAUAGCCCCCCAGAGCAUGGGCGCCUCCUCCUCACAGCCCCCCAGAGCAUGGGCGCCUCCUACUCAUAGCCCCCCAGAGCAUGGGCGCCUCCUCCUCACAUCCCCCCAGAGCAUGGGCGCCUCCUCCUCACAGCCCCCCAGAGCAGCGGCCGCCUCCUCCUCUUA